Clunio marinus is the source of this 1451-nucleotide messenger RNA. Lineage: Eukaryota; Metazoa; Arthropoda; Insecta; Diptera; Chironomidae. The record is from the annotation of a GenBank genome assembly.
UAGUUGUUUCAUAGAAAGCUUUUAAGAACAUUCAAAAAAUGUUUCAGAAUACAUAUUGGAUUGUAAUUUCUCUCGUUCCACUCGUGAUAUUUUCCAUCGUGUUGCUAUUGUCUCAUGAAGAAAGUGUUAUCGAAAAUCCAUGCAAAACAUUCAGCGCUCCUUGUGUCAGAAUUUGUUGUAAUGAUUACAAAACUUGCAAGGAUGAUUAUUUGAGAGAAAACUUCAAUAAAAGUUAUUCAGAAAAAAUGGAAAAUGUUUACGAAAAUGAAACUCCUAAGGAAUUACAUGUUUUACAUGGACGUCCAUUGUGCGCAACUGAAAUUUCUAAAGAUGAUUGGUAUUUUACACAUUAUGAUGGUGGAAUAGAGAUUGGAGGUCAAUUUUAUAACAAUGAUAAAUAUUGCUUUGAAGAUGUGAAAGUCGAUGGGGAGGUUCAAUGGAAUUUAUACAUUUGUGCAUCAAAAAUAAAACUUCAAAAAGUUGUUCACAUCAUUCUUUCAAGUGUCUCGGCCUUGACUUCCAUGGCAGUUGUUAUCAUUUAUUUUGCUAUAAAAAGCUUCCGAACACUUCAUGGAAAAAUUGUUAUGAUGUUCUGUUUUGCAAUGGCUCUCAGUUACUUCUUUUAUGCAUUUAUUACUAAGGAUACCUUCUAUUACUAUCACAUGCCCUGUUUUUUGUAUACUUUGCUCCUUCAUUUUGCAUUUCAAUGGACAAGCAUUAUGGGAUUUGAUAUUUUCUUUACACUUAGGAACUUAAAUGCAUCAUCUGAAGGAAGGGAAAGGUUUUUAUACUACUGUGGAUAUGCAACGUUUUCAUUAUUCGUUACUUUUUGUCUCAUUUAUGAAAGUUUUUAUUUGCACACAAUUAAAGAAUAUAUCUUUUUGCUUUCAUUAGUUUUGGAUAUAAUAUUUUUCAUCCUUGCUGGUGUAAAAAUAUUUCAAAUGUCAAAAUCUUCAAGGCCGUUGGAACAUACAAAAUUGGAAGAAGAAAAAUCAAGGUACUGGAUGUAUUUAUCAGCCUUUGCAAUUAUAAUUUUCAACAUUGUUAUUGAGCCAUUCGAUAUCUUUCGCAGUGAUGUAUUACUGGAUGAUAUGAUUCGAUGUUAUUGUGCGAUUUUGCUUUUCCCCAUUUUCGUUCUACAAAAAAAUGUUUGGGAAAAAUUUUCUUAGAGGUCUUUCACAUGAUGGAACAAGUUCAACAUUUUCUCUAGAUAUAAAGGAAAACAAUUAUUGUAAAUACAGCACCAAUUGUGAAUACACAUAAUUUCGAUUGCUGUUUUCAUCGCAUUUUUACCAUGUCUAUUUUCUAAAAAGCUUUGAGCUUUAAAAUGGCAAAAUAGCGAAGAAAGCCAUAUUCUAAAUUAAGCAUAUUUACAAUUGGUACUACAUUCACAAUUUUUCUUUUCCCCUAAAACAAAUCUUUCGAGGAAGCUUAAUACUUUCUACAAGCGU